Molecule: messenger RNA, 2403 nt
Organism: Hansenula anomala
Lineage: Eukaryota; Fungi; Ascomycota; Saccharomycetes; Phaffomycetales; Wickerhamomycetaceae
Exons: 2
Coding region: 1-2403 (800 amino acids)
Biological process (GO): amine metabolic process
Cellular component (GO): plasma membrane
Molecular function (GO): quinone binding; copper ion binding; primary methylamine oxidase activity
Source: RefSeq, a predicted model, not a curated record
AUGCAUUUGCUCAAAGAUAUUGCUUGUAUCUUGGCUGCCGUUACAACUAUUGUGGAGGCUGCUUCUCCAAGACAAUCCAGGCCAGAUUACUAUCAGCGCCUGUUAGCUAAAAGGAAUCCGUCAUCAUUUGCUAGAAGGGAUACUGCUUGUUCACCAUCUUUUCCUCAAGAAGCUAUUGCCCCUAAGAAAAACAUCUGGGCUGAUUUAGACACUGCUGAGGCUCAAAUUGUGUUUGAUUUGUUGAAUGAUGUUUACAAUUUGACUCAGCUGGAAAAUGCUACUCCUUAUGAUAACUAUAUAAUGUGGAUUGAAGCUUUGCGUCCAAACAAGACCGAUGCAGUUGCCUAUUUAGAUCAUGAAGGUCCAUUACCUGAAAGAUGGGCUCGGGCUUCGCUGUUUUUCGGUGCUGAAGAACAUACAAGUGAGAAAUAUCCUAAUGGUUUCUGGAAAGAAUUACAAAUUGGUCCAUUGAAUACCAAUGCCACCCCUGCUAUCAAAGAUCUGGAAUACUUGUACACCAAGUCAAAAGUUGCUUAUGAAGUUGGUUAUAAGGAUAAAUUUAGAUGGGCUGAUGCGCAACUAGUUUUCAACCAAGUAUUCCUUUCAGAUUCAAUGUUACCGGUCUUGGUUGAUUUAAUUGGUGAAGAAAUGAAAUUGUAUGGUCAAGAAGGUGCACCAAUUGAAUGUUGGGCUACUGAUCCGUAUGAGUAUAACAAGGAGACUGGAAGAACUACUAGUUGGGCUACUGUUUUUCUUAAUUAUCAAGGUGCUGGUGAUAUUACUCCAAGUGGUGUCUUUCUUAAUGUUGAUAUCACAGGUAGAAACUCUUCAGAAUAUUUUGUCACUAAAUGGGUUUACAACAACAUUGUCUAUAAUUCAAAUGAAGAAUUCAGAAAAGCAUGGGAAUCCAAAUCGUUUGUUAAACUACCAAAAGUCAAUUCAUCCAAAAUGAAUACUACAGAUUCUUUUAUCUUUGUUGGUCAACAAGGUGCCACGAGACAGUUGGAUGAAAAAUUAGCACCAAUUUCUGUUGAGCCACAAGGUAGAAGAUGGAAGUUUAGUGAAGAGCAAAGAUAUUUCACUUGGAUGGAUUGGGAAUUUUAUGUCGCUUGGUCAAGAGAUGUUGGUAUUACUUUAUAUGACUUGAAAUUUAAAGGUCAAAGAAUUGCAUUUGAAUUUGGUUUGCAAGAAGCUAUUGCCGAAUACGCAGGUGACGAUCCAUAUCAAGCACAUACAACUUAUUUUGAUAGAUCAUAUGGGUUUGGUAACAAUGCUUUCGGUUUGUUGCCAGGAUUUGACUGUCCAUAUAAUGCCGAAAUGUUUAAUGUUACUUGGCACUCAAAGGGCGAAAACAACUAUCACAACAACUCAUAUUGUGCUUUUGAAUUUGCUGAAGAUUAUCCAUUUGCUAGACAUACUGCCUCUGAUUAUGCCAGUGUUACAAAAAAUCCAACUUUCAAUCUGAGAACUAUUAGUACUAUUGGAAAUUAUGAUUACAAUUUUUUGUACAAGUUCUACUUAGAUGGUACUUUUGAAGUGUCUGUUAGAGCUGCUGGGUAUAUUCAAGGUGCCUAUUACAGUGAGGAAACUGGAUCUCCAUUUGGUUACAGAAUUAACCAGGCUUUAUCGGGUUCAUUCCAUGAUCAUGUGUUGAACUUCAAGGCUGAUUUUGAUAUUGCAGGUCAAAAAAACAGAGUUACCAACACCGCUUUGAAAGCCACCAAUUACACUUUCCCUUGGGAUCCAGAAAAUGUUUAUUCAACCAAGAUUAAAGAAAGAUCUAUUAUUGAGGAAGAAACUUAUUUGAACUGGGCUGAGGCUGGUGGUGUUUUGCUGAUUGAAUCUGAUGAACAAAACAACACUUGGGGUAAUCCAAAAGCCUAUAGAGUUAUUUACCCAGGUGGUGAUGCUAGAAGAAUUGCCCAAAAUACUAAAACCAUUGGUAUCAAUGCUGAAUGGGCCAAUCAUGACUUAACGUUUACUAAACAAAAAGAUCAUGAAGUCUUUUCUUCACAUGUCCUUGAUGCUCAAGAUUUACAAGAUCCUAUUGUUAACUUUGGUAGUUAUGUUGAUGGUGAAAGUAUUGAUGGUGAAGACUUGGUUUGUUGGUUUAACUUGGCUUUGCACCAUUUGCCUAACACUCAGGACCUGCCAAACACUAUCUUCACAACAGCUGAAUCAAGUAUUAUUUUCACUCCUUUCAAUUACUUUGAUUCUGAACAGUCAAGAGACACUUUACAGCAAUUGUAUUAUAAAUAUGAGGACUCUGAAUGGAAUUUCCAUGGUGUUGAUGUUAAUCCUCAGUGUGAAUUACAAAUUCCAGAAUUAAAAUUUUCAGGGAUCAGCUAUGAAGCUUCUAAACCAAUCAACAAACUGAAUGUUUCUCUAGGCAUUUUAUAUUGA